AUGGAACAACCAAAUGACCAAGACAGUCGUGGAGACGCGGACAUUUUAUUGCUGUACCCGUGGUCCAGGUUGCUGUCUUUUGGCGUGUCGACUUCGGGAAUUGGUCGUCGGCUGCUGUCGAACUUCUGGACUCAAGCGUGUGCUGCCGGCAUGGCUAUGACUUUGGCUUUUGUGGCGCUGUUGCAACUGCACUACGCAUUGGCUGGACACAUUGUCACUGCAAUGUAUUUCACGUAUACGUGUCUCUAUGAGCGUUUGAUCCAGCAUAAAGGUGCACGAAACACUGUCGAACACACAUACCAGCCACGCAAGCAGUUACUUGUCGGUAACUGGCGUUACGCGGCUCAGGUCACAGACGAGUCCAGCUUGAUCAUGACCCGACUGCCCGACGACUGGUAA
Peronospora matthiolae is the source of this 399-nucleotide messenger RNA. The record is from the annotation of a GenBank genome assembly. NCBI's taxonomy places the organism in Eukaryota, Oomycota, Peronosporomycetes, Peronosporales, Peronosporaceae.